ACAGCAAUACGCAACUAAGCGUCUAGUCUGCCGGGAAAGCCACACGAAGAAGAGUGUAAACGGAAGUGAACACUAAGAACAUUUUCCACGUUAGCGUUUUUGUUGUUAUUUAGAUUUUAUUCAUUAUUAACACCCUGGAAUACAAAAUAGGAAUAAUUUAACUGCACAGCAUCACAUACUUACGACAUGUAGUCUUUAAUUCGCUUUGGAGACAGGACUUGGUUGAUAGGUGUUAUCUAGGUAACGCUAGCUAGCUGCUAACAAUGGCUAACUGUAUGGUUUUUCAAACUCAAAUAGCCUCCAUCAUGGAGGUGUUAGCGAAUGCAGCCGUGGCAGAGAUCUGUAAACUCGUAGACGACGACUAUGCAGUGUUUCGUUUGGAAAUAACUCAAAGCCAGAAAGAAAACAGGUCAUUGCGGAGGAGACUACAGCUACUGGAACUGAAGGUGUCACGGGAGCGCGUCCUCGCCAUUCGACCCAGUAGUGUCAAGAUCCUCGACAAAUACAGAGGAAUGUCAAGAGGUGAAGGACAUCUCACUGGAGGCCACAGGAGCUUUGUGAAGCCUGUGGGACACAAUACAUGGAGAGAUGACCAACCAAUCACUGUUGAUGAGGGGAAUGGAACCUCGAUCCAGCACAUUAUCAUGAUAGAGUCUGCAGAUGCAGAGGCUGCAGGUCCUGGGGUCAAGCAGGAGAGGUCUGAAGGAGAGGAGGACCCACAGCAUAGCAGAGACAUCCAGACUGGUGCGGCUAGAGAGCCCCCUGUAGCCACGGAUGAACCCACCACUGCCCCAGUGCAGCCCAGGACCCAACGAAGCGGCACGGAGGAGGAGGGGUGUGAGGAGGGUCUGGGGAACCCUGAGGGGACCAUGGUCAUGGAGGACAACCAGCCUACACCUCCUCCUGAACCCACAGAGGACCCAGCUGCGCAACACAGGACCACACACAGUCUCACUGAGUCAGUAGACAUGGAGGAUGGGAAGCCUCAUCUGCUGCUGGUCAAAGUGGAGACAAUAGAAGACGGACCAGAGAGCAUUGAUCUGCUGAGUGGACCUAAGAUGGGGGAGCAAGGUGGGUGGCUGGAGGCUAACAGAGGAGACUGGGCAGUCAUCUUGGAUUCCCAGACCGGUGCAGCCAAGGACCCAGGGGACAACAUCACUGAGCAAGACAGGACCAGCGGCGAUAUAGUGGAGUUUUUACAGUCUGCAGUCCAUGAGGACCUGCUGAUAUCAGGUGUUGCUGGCGGGAGAGACUGGAACUUUGAGGCGGCUGGUCACAAACCCUGGCCCUGGAUCAGAACCCUGGAUCAGGAACCAUCGCGCUUCCUUCCCGAUUUGGAACUAGGACCGAACCAUGAGGGACAGAGACUCCACCCCACAGAACACAACCAGUGGACAGGUGGACUGAACAACCUCAGUCCUGGUGGUCAUCAGAGAGACAGAGGCUCCAGUCAGGGAUCCAGUCUGCAGCCCAGACCCUUCUCUUCACAGUCUCAGUGCAGGGAUGAAGCAGGGCCUGGAGCUGAUAGAGACAGAGAUAGACACUCCUGUUCCUAUGAUACAAACAUCACAGUAUCCAUGAUGAACAGAGCAGGUCACCCUGGGCUUCAGCCUUCACAGAGAGUGGUGGGAGACCCCUCUGGUGGUAGUCUAAUAGGAAGUCUCUCUUCCCCUUCAGGAUCUCAUCAUAGAAGACCUGGGUCUAGCCUUCCUCGGCUACCUCAGGUUUACCACACCAAUACAGACAUGGUCAGGAUGGGCAUUCACCACAAGAGGUACCUAGCCCAUAACACAGAACACAAUCCCAACAACACCCAUACAAUGGCUAGAGGUCAAGGAAGGAGCUCAAAGACUAACCAACUGAGGGUGGUGGCUCCUGCUUUUACCUCCGGUGUCAUUGGCUCACAACGUGGGAGGCCAAGCGUUAGGUCGGACGCAGACAAGCCGCAUGCAUGUCCCACAUGUGGGAAGCGUUUCACUGAGGCGAACUAUGUGAAGAGGCACCAGACUGUUCACACCAAGGAGAGGCCCUUCAAGUGUAAAUUGUGUUACAAGAGCUUUGCCUUCUUGAGUAACCUUAUCAGACAUAAGAGUGUCCACAAUGGGAAUAAAUUGUAGCAUUGUGGCUUGAGAUGUACAAAAGGGGAUAUCUGAGAACCAUUUUUUAGCUGACAUAAUAUAAUUAUCAUGUGAAAUGUCUUGGGGCAAGAGGUUAAUUAAUCACAUACCUCUCCUUAAAACCCUUUGUUAACUUUGUAAAUACCUGUUUUUAGAGAGACAAUAGCCUAAACCUAGUCUAGAACAUGGACAGUUGAAUAUUUACCGUACUGAGGUUGACGUAGAUGGAAUAAAGUAAUUGUAUUGUA
Molecule: messenger RNA, 2365 nt
Organism: Oncorhynchus kisutch (coho salmon)
Lineage: Eukaryota; Metazoa; Chordata; Actinopteri; Salmoniformes; Salmonidae
Product: transcriptional regulator prz1-like
Exons: 7
Coding region: 264-2117 (617 amino acids)
Biological process (GO): regulation of gene expression
Cellular component (GO): nucleus
Source: RefSeq, a predicted model, not a curated record